Messenger RNA from Oldenlandia corymbosa var. corymbosa, 1497 nucleotides. NCBI's taxonomy places the organism in Eukaryota, Viridiplantae, Streptophyta, Magnoliopsida, Gentianales, Rubiaceae. The record is from the annotation of a GenBank genome assembly.
AUGGCCAUCUUUAUCAUUUAUCGUUUGCUUCGGAAUGUUAACGACUGGAUUUACCUAAGUUGGUGGCCGGAAGAUCACGGAAAUCAUCGGAACAGAUUGCCUCCCGGCGACUUGGGAUGGCCGUUGAUCGGGAAUAUGAUUUCCCUCUUUACAGCUUUCAAGUUCGGCCGACCUAAUUCACUCAUUUCCUCCACCUUUACUACCAGAUUUGGCAAGGCUCCAAUGUACAGGGCAUUUCUAUUCGGAAAGCCAUGCAUCAUAGUCACCACAGCAGAAGCAUGUCGAAAAGUGUUGACCGACGAAAGGUUCGGCGGAAGUUGGCCUAAAUCCCUCACCAUUUUGCUCGGAAAGAGAGGAUUUCACGGCGUCUCCAACCAAGAACGCAAGCGUCUCCGACGACAAAUUGCGGCUCCAAUCCUGGCAAGCCCUGAGUCCUUGUCACUCUUCAUUGACUACAUUGACGGAAUUGCGAAAAAUGCUUUUAGUACGUGGGAGCAAAUGGAGAAGCCAAUUGAGUUGUUGACGGAGAUGAGGAAAACCGUGUUUAAGGUUAUGAUUAACGUUAUUUUGGGUGAUGAAAUUAAUGAGGAUCAAGAAUUGAUGGAUUGUUUAGCUAAUGACAAUGCUUCACUCUCUCAUGGUCUCAAAUCAAUGACCAUCAAUCUCCCUGGUUUCGCAUUUCAUCGGGCACUCAAGGCUAGGAAGCGAUUAGUCGAGACAUUCGCGGGAUUUGUAGCUCAAAGAACGGCAUCAAUGGCUAAAGAGGGUAAUGAUGAUGAAUCUAAGAAAAAGAAGAACUUGUUAAGUCUGAUGAUUGAAAUCCAAGAUGAUGAAGGCAACAAAUUGAGUGAUGAGGAUAUUAUAGAUUUGAUGAUAAUAUUCCUGAUGGCCGGACAUGAAACGUCUGCUCAUGCCAUAACUUGGGCAAUUAUAUUCUUGCAAGAAAACCCUCAAAUCCUUGAAAAGGCCAAGGGUGAGCAAGAGAAAAUUGUUCAGAAUAGAUCGUCUUCAAGUAAAGAUUUGAGCUACAACGAAGUGAAGCAAAUGAAGUACCUACAAAAGGUUAUUAUUGAAACGUUGCGCUUGGUGAACCUCUCCAUCACACUUUUUCGAGAAGCCACCACUGACAUCAAUAUGGAUGGGUAUAGAAUACCCAAGGGGUGGAGAGUAUUACCUUGGAUCAGAAGCGUUCAUCUUGAUCCUGAAAACCACAAGAAUCCGAUGGAGUUCAACCCUUCAAGAAUGGAUGAGGAGAAAAACAAACUAGGAACUUUGAUACCAUUUGGAGCAGGGAGUAGGUUAUGCCCUGGUGCCGAUCUGGCCAAGCUUCAGAUUUCUGUUUUUCUUCACCACUUCCUUCUGAAUUACAGGAUGGAACGAAUCAAUCCGGGAGGUAAAGUGCAAUAUUUACCAGCCCCUAGACCUGCUGACAAAUGUUUGGCAAGAAUAAUGAGGCUAUCGACCGGAUCGUCGGAGACGGCUAAAAAACUAGUUUGA